GCGAGCGCGCUGAAGCAGCAGCGCUUCUUUCUACAGGCCUACCAUAUGGGCCUACUCCUUUCGCCAGAGUAUGAAGUCUACGGACAGCAGGAGGCCUUCCAGCGGCAAGACGCACGGCAAGAAUCCUCCCCUCGCACCGCACUCGAAGGCGAGUGGCAGCCCUAAGGCACCGAAGGCUUCGAGCGCCGUACAGAGUAGCGGUGCUGCGUCUAAGGCCGGUGUUAGGGCUAACGGCACCAAGAAGCCGCAUCGGCUCGCGUCCCUCCCUAAGGCGAGUAGCAGCGCUAAGUCCUCGAAGGGACGCAGUUCCGUACAGGGUAGUGACGCGGCAUCGAAGGCCGAUGCGAAGGAGGACGGCACCGGGAAGCGGCCGCUCGUCGCUGAACCGAGCACUUCGAGCCGGCCUUCGGGCGUUGCCGUCGAGAAAGGCGGUGCGACAACGACCGACGUGAAGGCAGACAGGGCAGACAAAACUCUCAAGAGCCACGAUCCGAGGGAAUCGGGUCGGCCAAAGGAGCCUAAGGACGACGGUUCAAAGGUCGUCCCGGAAGAUGACGACGACAGCCGGUUUGAAAGCGCUCAAAGUACUCUUUAUUUGGCAGCACAUAUCGAAACCAAGGCUAAAAGAAAGAAGCAAGCACCGCCCUCGCAGGAAAGCGUGACAAAGGAAAAAGACAAAGGCGGGGCUAAAGAAAAGCAGACAACCUCCCCCGCGACGUCGUUGCCAGCACCAGAGGCAAAUAACCAGGAAAAGACGCCUGCAGCGGUGAACGGUGAAGCGGACGCGAAGGCGCCCAAGACGCAGGAGAAGAAGAACUCCAUAACCUUCAACAAGAUCACCGCAAAGAGCCACGAGGGCAAAAAUCAGCGCAAGAAACGUGGCCAUUCCAGAGAGAACAAAGCGGUGCAGACGAACCCAGAAGAAGCGCAGACGGCACCGGCCGGGCCGCCCAUACACCUCCUGUUCUCGCCGUCAUCAUGCAGUCUGUGCGACAGCAACGCUCCCCCAAGUUACUAUGGCGCGAUGCAGACUUUCCAAAUUGGCAAAUACGGCGCUGUGACGCCGGCUCAAAAGCACUCGCGUGGAGUCGUCAAGAAGACGACGACGAAGACGACGACGACUACGCGACGUGUUCAAGACAGCGACAGGACACCGCGUUCUAGGCAGCUCGUCGAGGAGACUACAACAGAAGUAGUGCAGGAGGCCGCAGACGAUCGAAGUGAUGGCGGUGGAAGCAGGGAUUCGACAUCGGUGGCCGGUAACGUUACGAGUGGAGGAGCCGUUGAGAAAACUGUGACCACAACGCGCCGUCUGAAAAAUCGCGACAAGCAUGGGAGGAACUCCUCCGACGACAGGGACCCGCCGCUUCAGAACGACGUCAUCGAGACAGUGACCAGGGAAGUUGUCGAAGUGGAAUCUGAAUCGGCGCCCGUCAUCGUCGGACUAGCGCGCGACGCCUCGACCACCCAGUACCGCUACGUGGAGUCCAGGCGUCCCGCGUCUUCCCCGUACCGAGCACGCCACGGGGUCGAUGCAGUCUACCAGCGCAUGCAGCUUCGGCCACCUGGCUUCUGGGCACACCAACCUUACUGGCGUGCACUAGCUCCAUAUGCUCGACCCUGUCGGCACGGAGCUGUGCAGCACAUUCCUGGUUGUCGCCUCGCCGCCUUCUCGCGGAGGGCCCUUUCGUGCUGGGGGCCUCGCCAUCUCUGCGGGGGACACCACGGCGGCCCCUUGUGUCAACGACCGCCCACUCCGGCGCCGUUGGCCUCGGCAAACACCGGCUGGGGCGCGUCUCCUUCCUUGCCGGACGGCGGUGCCCGCGGCCGCAGUCUCGACUAUUCGAGCGACGCGAGCGAGGGCACCUACGACGUGAUCUACGACGCGGUGCCGGACUUGGCCGCCGCGAGCGCCGGCGUUCGGCGCGACGACCGUCGGCGACCGGACGAGUUCAUCUGGGAGACGCCGCCUCGGGAAGAGUUCGUCUACUACAGCUGCGCCAACGUCGUGGCUGGACCUGCACCACCCGCUGCCGACGGGCAGCGCGGUCCAACCGACGACGACGUCGACAGCGACGGCCACAACCGAGACCGCGUCGACGCUAGGGCCGCGCGAGCCGCCACUGACCUCAGCAUGGCUGCUGGGCGCCAGGUUAUUCCGAAGUCCAUUGACCGAGGUAGGAGGAGUUCACUGAAGAAUCGGGAGAUACAUCCAGGACAACAACGCCAACCUGUGCCAGACCGCUCGCCAGCAUUGAACACGGUAGAUGAAGCGACGAACACGGUCCCGGAUGCAGCUGCACCUAAGGUAUACGAGUGCAAUACCGUGUCAUGGUCGACGCGUCGUGUUGCCUCCCCGCAGAGAUGCCUUGCCAUGAUUGACCGAGAUGGCUCCGAACAAGAUAACAGCGAAGAAAUUCGGAACGAGGAAAGAUUGCGACAUCGCGAUGACGUUACAGGUGCGGGAGAAAUUGCCGAUGAUCUGAGACUGGCCAAAAGCGCCAAACUUAAAACUCGCAAGAAGGGUCGCCGUCUGUCAAACACCGUAAUAAAAGACCUGAUAUUCAGCAUCAGCCCGAGAAUAGCGGCCGGCGGACGCUUGAAGGCGCCGCCUGUCGGUGUGCCCGCGUGCGUAGGCGAGGGAGCGGAUGCAAUUAGGUAUUCUGCGAGCCAUUUCGCGAAGGAGUGCGAAAGGGCCACGCAACAACCUACUGUCGUCGAACCCAGCCCAGUGACUCUUUUAUACCCAGCACUCAGCACUGACCCGUGGUCCGCUUCUAUUCCGUGCUCUAGCGAAAACGCGGUCUGGCCGCCUCCAUGGAGCGGAACUUUCACGAGGCUCUCCUCGGCAGACGGCUCCAAUCGGAUGGUAAACAACCGCAAAUUUGCUGCCGAUGCAUUAGCUGCACAAAGCCACCUUCUUCGUCUGGAAUCUACAGGUACAGGGCACAAGUAUAGAGCUGCAUGCUCACGUCAGCGUCGCGAACCAGCGAAGACAAUGUCCGAGGCGACAGGGUCGACCAGCAAGAGAUUUGCUAAUUCCGAAGCAGCGCGUCUCAACCGCAAUGCUUCCAAAGCCGCUAAUGCAGAGCAAGCAAGUGGACUGCUCGAACGUGCGCUCCUGCAAACGGGUGAGGACCCAAAAAAUGAAGCCGGAUUCCCGAUACCUACCGCCUCCGGAAACGAUAGUUUCUUGCGAGGUGAGGGGGGAAUAUUCAAAAUAGACGCAGACGAGGAUAAAUUUUAUUUAGUUUCCGCUUCAGACUCUCGGUACCAAAAUAGGUCUCGCGCGCAACGCAUGUUGCAAACAAACGAGACGCCGACCGCACACAGAAUCGACACUUGGCGUGAAAAGAAGACAGAUAUUGGCGUGAUCAUGGGUGCCCCCAGAAGUGACAUCAAAAUCACGGGGAGCACAAAAACGUUAUCGUCCUGGUCGCCUAUAGAAGAUCAUAUACUAUGUCGUCCAUACAGGCGCUGCAGUCCUGCUGGUGCCACUUCGCAAAGCAGUGCGUGUGGAUAUGGGUUGGUGGCUGCAAGCAGUCAUGAGAUCCACGACACGAUGAUAUCAACGCGGGCACUAAACGCUGACGUAGGGUCGUCCCUACACCUAAAGGGGCAGCCCGCCGAUAACAUCACCACUUCGUUCACCCGUGAGAACGCAUAUUUAAGACGGACAUCACUGCGUGCUAAGAGCCACACUGUCCUGUAUCGACCCUCCCAUUCGAAAGAACUGCCGCAAAUGCGAAGCGAAACAAACCAUUUUCGGACUGUAACAGCUGGCUUGGAUCCGUCGACUGUGCUUUGCGAAGUGCCGAAAAACAAAGUCAGGUCAUCGCAUGGUGGAUUACAGCAGUUGGUGUUGCGUGUGCACGAAAUGCAAGCAAGACAGACUCCGUCCCAGGCAGUUAAGGGCGUUGAAUUCACCACUUUGUGUAAGCCCUCGCAUUCUGGGAAGCCUUCUUACGGGCUAUAUAAUCUUCCACGUAUAAUGACAGCUGCAACGACGAGGGGUUCCACGACUGUACUGGAUCGGAUUGCUUAUAAAAAGGACGCCGCAUCACACGGUAUCCAGAGUUUUCACGAUGGGCUGAAGCCAGAUGUUCCUCUAUGUGUGCGGGUCUCAGCGUCUCGGGACGUGGGAGCUCGUAGAGGAAGUUUAUGCGAGCAGCCUACGAGAGAUGGAGCGUGGCGUCCGGUACCACGUCCGCGUACAAUCCACAUUUCGAAGAAGGAACGUAAUACGACAGAGGACCAGAUGUCACGCGUUGCGGUUUCUUGCCCCCGAAAGUUGCCUGAAGAAGGAGCAGAGGGUGAGCCGGUCAACACGAGAAGUGAGCAACCCAAAAAUGAAUGUGCCAAUCCGAGUAAAGAUCGUGUAAAACAUAAAACGGCGCCGAAUAAAACUCCGGCUGCUACUGGAGAACGGAAGGGAGUCGAAGGCAUUGCAGAGGAGCACUGUUCGCUUGCUCAGCAAGCAACGCGGGCCAGUGAAACAACGGUGCUGAAAACGCCCAUUGUUGAAAACAAUGCUGACAGCAUAGAAGCCGAUAAAAUUGAUGUUUAUUCAAUGCUCCUCGAAAUAAAAUGUGAUAGCAGCGCUACAUAUGAUGUUCCGACAUUACUAUCAGCGAGCUUAACGAAGGAAGCUGAAAAGACAGAAAUAUUUUAUAAUGAAAAUCACUGUGAUGAAUCUGCCGCUAUUAUUGCGAGAAAAGAUGAGCUUGUCUUUCGAGAGACUGCACUUAAUCAUUAUUUGGACGUCAGCGAACGUGAGCACGCGGGCAGCGAAGCUGUCAAACCAGUGUGCAACUAUGAACUGCUGGGCGGAAAGGCAGUCGAAUUGAACGGAGUUUGUGCUUCCGUAGUAGAAGAUUCACCGUUGCCUUACGCGACAUCGAGAAUUGCAGGAAAGCCAGACAGGUUGCUGUAUACCGAAAUCGUGGUGGCCACGGUCGUAUCGCUAACUUGCCUUGUGUGGAUUGCAGCAGUGUUCCCUGUACGCCGACUUGAGCUCACACGCAUACUGCAUAUAAAGACUGGGAACGCUACAGAGCCGUCGUUCAUAGCUCUAACGUUCCAGACAUUUUGGUACUCAACGGUGAGCGAAAUAACUACGACGUCGACUAGCAAAGCUUCAUCCAGAUCUUACUAUUGCUCCUCUCAUUUCUGUUUAAAAGAAGCCGCGUACGUGAAGUCUGUGAUAGGAAAAGAUGCGUCCCCGUGCGACAACUUUUACGAAUAUGCGUGUAGCAAGUGGGAAAGUAAAACGCCGUUGUCUGCCAUGGGACUAGGGGUAUCGACGUCCGUGGAUACAGUGAUAGAUGAAUACAUGUCUUCGGACCUCAGAGACUACAUUCUCCAAAAGAAAAACGGUGGAGCGAAUUCAGCUAGGUUCCUUUACAAGGCCUGUAUGUCAUCCUACCGCCAUACUUCUGCUUUUCUCAAGGCCAAAAUAUUUUCUGCGCUACCGGUAAAGACGUGGCCGUUUAACGGUACCAUAGACCCGCUCGAAAUAUGGCGGACAGCUGGCAUCAUGGCGCGAAAAUACGGUGUUCCGGCGCUUUUAAAUGUUGUCGCAGGCAUUGAAAGAGCUACAAACAAUAGCAUCGUGGAAGUUACAUUGCCUAGGCCUUUAUUCUUCAACGGUGACGAGUCGCGCCCCAACGUAAAACAUAUGUUUAGGAAUGCGAUUCGCGAAGCAGCGACAGAGUUUAAUUAUACAACCAUGGCGGCCAACUUGACAGCGCAGAUCAUGGAAGUAUUCAAAGGCAUCGCCAUGGUCAGUGACCAACCAGCGGCUUCGAGAACUUGUCGGGUGAGGAAACUCAAGCACAUAGACCACAGCGUGCGAACGUUUAUCACAUCCGUGUUCAACGGCGACAUCAAUCCGAACACGACCGUGGUCGUCGGGAACUCUGACGUGGUUCUUGGAGGGCUUGUCCGAUUAACGCACAACUUGAGCGCGCAGGAUUUCCUCAACUAUCUGGGCUUCCGGUUACUCGUUCGCCUGGCCGUGCUACUGCCGGAACAUCUCGUGAACAUCAGGCGUCUGUUCAGCGUCGAAUUCACAGGGCGAGUUGUGCGGGAUGACUUGAAGUGGCUCCUUUGUAUGCGCCUUGCAGUGGCUGUGGCACCUGCCUGCCUCGAAAAUCUGCAGGCGAAGAUGUUUGCUGAGACGAGAGCACCUACUCUGGCCAGGUGGUUCUGGCUGCUGCAAGUGGAAGAUUUUUUCUCCAGAAACCUGCGCCUCUGUGCGUGGAUAUCGGAGAAGACUCUAAGCCUUAUGGAAAAGAAGAUGGAACGCUACAAGUUUGUCCACGUUUCGUUCGAUAAAGCUUCGGAAAAUAGCGCGGGUUGUGACAAUGUGCGGAAGUUGCUGGCUUCGAGAAGGCGGCUGAGGAAGUCUCAGCUCGUGCCGGCCAUUCUAGCUACGUGGGAGACGUACCAGGAGAGGUACCUGAGCCAAACAAGUCAACGACUUUUACCAAGGGAUCCGGGAUUCCUCUUCGAAGUGCACCCCAGGUUGGCCGAAUCCCUGCAGACUGUGUACGUUCCCGCUGGUCUCGUCAACGCUUCUGUCCCGGAGAACAGCACGAUGCUCGCCUUCCACCUGUCCCGCGUGGCCACGCGUCUCUUCCGGGCGCUGGUGCCGCUGGCGAGCGCGGAGGGCGGCCAGUGCUCGGUGCCCUCGGCGCUGACGCAGCAGUCGCAGCGAUCCCUUGUCCGACUCCGCAAGUGUCUGGACAAGGACGCGCAGUCGCUGCCUUCGCAGCUCCAACCCCGAGCUUCGGACGUGUUGUGGGACGGCGAAGGGCGGGAAGGCGACGAAGCCGGGUUCGCCAUACUGGCGCAAACGGCCGCCCUCGGCCUCGCCUUCGCGGCGUUCAAGGAUAUGCUUCGCGUCGAUCUCAUCUGGCGACUCAACUUCCGGUUCGCUUCCCUCGCCAACGUUUCGGCCGACCAGCUGUUUUUCCUGUACUACGCGCUCGACAACUGCGAGCUCAGCGACCGCACUCACCGCGCACACGAGUACGGCGCCUGGCGUCGACUGCCGGCCGAGCAGCGGGUGAACCUGCCCCUCCGGCAGAUGGCGCACUUUGCCGAAGCCUUCGGGUGCGAACCGGGUCGGAGCGCCAUGGCGCCGAUGAAUCGCUGCGGAGUGCUGCGGUGGCCUGCGCCUAGGCCUGGUCUGUGGAACGACGGUCGAUAGGCACUCGACACCCGCGUAUAACGAUAGUCGAGUUCGAGACCAGUGGGGACUCGACUACUUGGUGUGCAAUCUGGUGAUCAUUAGUAUUAUUCAUCUUUAUUAUGACGUGUAGAUUGAUGGCCCACGUGGCUAAGGCUUUGAUGAGGACUUUGAGAGCCGCUUUCGAGUCUUCGCGUCUGUUUCUUUGACCAGUGCGGUGAAAGCUUGUGAGCUCACUGCGAUCAAUAAUGCGCAUUUUUUUAAUAAACAGGGUUAAAAGCAUGACCGGGCAUAAUAUAAUAAAGCAUGCACCCACAUUGUA
Molecule: messenger RNA, 7514 nt
Organism: Dermacentor albipictus
Lineage: Eukaryota; Metazoa; Arthropoda; Arachnida; Ixodida; Ixodidae
Product: neprilysin-1-like
Biological process (GO): protein processing
Cellular component (GO): plasma membrane
Molecular function (GO): metalloendopeptidase activity
Source: RefSeq, a predicted model, not a curated record